This is a messenger RNA of Pieris macdunnoughi, 240 nucleotides long. Lineage: Eukaryota; Metazoa; Arthropoda; Insecta; Lepidoptera; Pieridae. The record is from the annotation of a GenBank genome assembly.
AUGGGCGCGGCGCGCCAUGCGUCCGCGUUCGCGCCCGCUGCGCUUGCUUCUGGCGGCGCUGGCGUUAGCUUCGUGCGCGGCGGCUCCGGCGCCCGAGCCGCGCGCGCAACGCUCGGCGAACCUAAGCCAUAUUACGGGCACCUCGCGUACAAUACAGAUGUUCCUCAAGAAUCGCUAUCUUCAGCUUCUGCCGGAUGGCACCGUCAACGGCACCACAGACGGCAACAGCGUUUACAGUAA